Molecule: messenger RNA, 1445 nt
Organism: Hibiscus syriacus
Lineage: Eukaryota; Viridiplantae; Streptophyta; Magnoliopsida; Malvales; Malvaceae
Product: F-box protein At5g49610
Exons: 2
Coding region: 255-1322 (355 amino acids)
Molecular function (GO): protein binding
Source: RefSeq, a predicted model, not a curated record
CUUUGCAAUUCGCUCCCAUCUUUUUCAGACAACAAACUUUCACAAUUAAUCCAUGCCAAAAUUCCUCAAUUUUUCACAUAAUUAGCUUUACCAAAAGUUUCAUUAAACCCCCCAAAAGAAUACGAUAAAAGGCAUUUUCUUUGUCUCAAGAAUUUGCAGUUUCAGUUGAAAUCCCCAAAUUCAUUCUCCCGGUAAGCAACUCUUAAAUUUUCUCUUUUUUUGUUGAUUUUCUCGAUUGGAUUACGAAUUUGAAAAUGGGUAUUUUUCCUGAUGAAGUCAUUCUUCAAAUUCUCGCGAGAUUGCCUGUAAAGUCCCUUUUUAAAACAAAAACUGUUUGCAAACUUUGGUAUAGAUUAGUCUCAGAUAAGUAUUUCGUGAAACUCUAUCAUGAGGUGUCUUCUAGGAACCCGAUGGUUUUGAUCGAGACUUCGUUUUCGAUGGAAUCGAAAUCUAGCCUGAUUUGUGUCGAUAAUUUUAGGGGUGUCUCUGAGGUUUCGUUGGGUUUCUUGAAAGAUAGGGUUAAGAUUAGAGCUUCAUGUAAUGGCUUAUUGUGUUGCUCAAGCAUCCCGGAUAAGGGUGUUUACUACGUUUGCAAUCCUAUGACUAGAGUGUCUAAGUUGCUUCCCAGGAGUAGAGAGAGGCCGGUUACUCGGUUUUACCCCGACGGUGAAGCCACGCUCGUCGGUUUAGCAUGUGAUGUAUCGAGGAACAAGUUCAAUGUUGUGCUAGCAGGGUAUCAUAGGACGUUUGGUCAUAGAACCGAUGGUACUUUCAUAUGUUUGAUAUUUGAUUCUGAUUCGAAUAAGUGGAGGAAGUUUGUUUCUCAUCGAGAGGAUCAUUUCACUCACAUGAACAAGAACCAAGUUGUGUUUGUUAACGGCGCCCUUCAUUGGCUAACCAGUACGUUUUCUUAUAUACUCACGCUCAAUCUUGAUUACGAUGUUUGGAGGAAGAUUUCUUUGCCUGAUGAAGUGAGUUACGGGACUGGGAAUCGGGUUUAUUUGUUGGAUUCGAGUGGACGCUUGUCUCUGAUUCAGAUUUCCGAUGCGUGGAUGAAAAUUUGGGUGAUGGAAGACUAUGAGAAGGAGCUUUGGCAUAUGGUGGAUGGGGUGAGUCUUCUAUGCAUUCGGGGACUAGUACCUGGCAUUUUCCCCAUUGCUCAAACUGGUGAAUGUAUUUUCCUGGCAACUCACAAGCAGGUCUUGCUGUACCAUCGCAAGGGCAGAGUGUGGAAGGAGAUGUACUCUGUUAAGAACAGCGCUACCCUACCGUUGUGGUUCUCGGCACAUGCAUUUCGGAGCACAAUUUUCCCUUCUGAUUAAGGUGUAUUCGACAUAUAACGAACUUCUUUUGUACAUAAAUAACUCAUUUCAGACGUUGUGAUUCAUUCAUUUCUGUUUUGACACUCUUUUCUUUUAUCGUUAAAAAAUUGUCAUAUGCGAUUA